AUGACAGUGAAGGUGGAGACGUGCAUGGUGGGCGAGCUCAUGAUGACCCUGCUAGUUGUCAGUGUGUUCAUCAUCAGUGUGAUGAACACAGUGCUGAACAUCAGUGUGGUUACAGAGGCAGACGCCCCCAGACCAGCAGCAGGGAGACCAAGGGCGGAGGACCGCACUGAGUCCAAGCCCCACGUGGACACUAGGAGGCCUUGUGCAUGCACGGGCGUGAGUGUUCUCCGCCUGGACGCCGAGGCGCAGAAUCAAGCAAGCACGUGGCUACGCGCUGGGCCUUCCUUCAGUCCUGGGGCCUCGGUGGGCACCGGUAGGGCGGAAACAAGCCCCCGAACACUUAAGGACUCGCAUCCCCGCCGCUUCUGCCGUGACUUGAACUCUUUUCAGAAACUGCACAGAUUUAAUACCAGCAAAAGGAGCCGAGUUACCAGGUCCCCUUCAGGCGCGCGAAGGGCUUGUGUCACACCGCCUCUCUCUUCUCCAAUCCCCGGCCGACACAAAAUUGCGCGUGUGUGUGCCCGAUCCUUCCCUCCUUGCCAAAGCCCAAGCAGCUCGCAGCACUCGCGGGCUAUAAAGCCCGGGGCUGCGGGGCAGGAAUCCAGCACCGCGAACGCAGCUCGGGGACGGAGCUGGGCGGGGCCGAGCGCCGGGACUGCCCGGGCGCGGGGCGCAGCCAACCAGCGGCCGCGGAGGGCGGGUCGGCGCGGGCAGAGGGGCGCGGGCUGUCACAGGCGCCUGGCGCGCGCUGCAGGUGGCAACUUGGAGGUGCCACCGCCGCCGCCGCAAGAGGGCCCGGGUCUGGCGGCCCCUUCCGGCCUCCGGGAGCCCUUUCCCGCCACCCAGCGGAGAUCGGACGCGGGAGAAUCCGUAGGAAAAAGCCGCUGCGCAGGGACCCGUGAGCAGCCCUACCUCUCCUCUGCCCUUCCGCUACUUUUUUCCUUCGAGGAAGGUUGUGCCGGGGAGCGGCGACCAGGCUCCGUGAGAGGCCGGAGAGGGACACUCCCGGCGACCCAGGGUACAGACUGUCCCCUCAGUGAUGCUGUUCCAGCAGGCGUCCCUGGAGAAUGCACUUUGAUAAGAAUGUUUGAUGUGACCGGCCUUGUUGCCUGGCUGCGUUCCAUCAUCUCCUUCACACCCAUUUCCUUACGUGGAUAUGCCUUAGAUCCAUCUUCUCUCACUGAUGUUACUAACAUGCAAUUAUUUUCUUGUUAUUAAAAUCAUAAUCACGCUUUUGGUUGCUAUUUAUUCCUGGAAAUUGCAUAUUAAGGUAAUUAUUUUUAUCUUGCCGACAUUAACAGCUCAUAAAUUUUACAGUCAUAAAUAUUAACCACUUAGCUGCCUGCCUCUAGCUCCUUGGUGAAGAGAGAAGUGAGGUUUUUUUCCCCCUAAACCCCUAACAGUUAGGGGAAUGCAGAAGGGACUUGAGGAUGGAUAAAGCUUGCAGCAGCUUCUGAGGUGACAGGUACCAAAAAGCCAAUAGGGCUAGCAGAGGGGGUUUGCGGGCAGCACAGAAGGGCUCACUUCCUCAUAGCUCGGUUGAUAAAGAAUCCCCCCUGCAAUUCAGGAGACCCCAGUUCCAUUCCUGGACGGGGAAGAUCCCCUGGAGAAGGGAUAGGCUAUCCACUCCAGUAUUCUUGGGCUUUCCUGAUGGC
Messenger RNA from Bubalus bubalis (water buffalo), 1655 nucleotides. RefSeq lists its product as uncharacterized. The transcript has 5 exons. Bases 1 to 1218 code for a protein of 405 amino acids. The record is from RefSeq and is a predicted model, not a curated record. NCBI's taxonomy places the organism in Eukaryota, Metazoa, Chordata, Mammalia, Artiodactyla, Bovidae.